AUGCAUUUGGAUCACGUGGAUUCACGGGAAAUUUGGAAAGAUAAAAGAGAGAAAUUCGAAUUUCUGCCGAGAGUUCAAUCUGUGGCAAAUUUUGAGCUGAAAUCGAGAUUCGACUUGGCCAGAGAGUUUCUAGAAGAUUUUUCCGUGAAAAUUUUGAAGAAAUGUCAUCUAAACCUCAGCUUUAUGGACCUCCAAGAAGAAUCGCUGAAAUCGGAGUUGAAACGAUUUUUGUCAAAGCAAAGUUUCACGAAUUGUCGAAACAUUGCCUGGUCCGGGUUUCAAGCGAAUUUCUUUGAGUCGCUUUCACAAACGAAUGUGGAAUUUAUUCAAAUCUCUUGUCUAACCAUUGGUCAAUUUCAGAAAACCGUGAAGAAUUUGGUAAGAAACGGGAUUCCCAGCAAACAUCCCAUUGCGAAAAUCAAAAUUUUUGGUCCACACACGCAUUUGGAUGACAAAUAUUUGGCUUUUGAAGAAAUUCGGGAGAUUUUUCUGGGCUUACCGGAAGUUGAGAGUGAAGAUGGGUUGACGAUGGAUUGUUUUGAGGAAAACAGGGAUUUGUUGGACAAUUUCAUCAAUGAACGCGAGUUGAGGGUGGCUUUAGAUGCAGAAAUGUACAAUGAGGUGCACAAAAUCGAGGCGAUUUUCAGGAGAAAACUCGAUUCGGAGGAUAUUUUCUGCUAUUUUGGCUUGAUCUUUCGCUAUACGGCGAUGGCGGUCAACCCAAAUUUUCAGGCGGAAUUCCGGAUGGAGAACGUGAAAAGUAAGAAAAUG
Molecule: messenger RNA, 771 nt
Organism: Mesorhabditis belari
Lineage: Eukaryota; Metazoa; Nematoda; Chromadorea; Rhabditida; Rhabditidae
Source: the annotation of a GenBank genome assembly